Molecule: messenger RNA, 1483 nt
Organism: Macadamia integrifolia
Lineage: Eukaryota; Viridiplantae; Streptophyta; Magnoliopsida; Proteales; Proteaceae
Product: L10-interacting MYB domain-containing protein-like
Exons: 5
Coding region: 448-1392 (314 amino acids)
Source: RefSeq, a predicted model, not a curated record
GGUUUGAACUUAAAUGUGGGGAAGAAACGAUCCUUCCUUUUUCAUCCAAUCGUGCUUUAUGAGUUGAGUGGUAGGGUUAGGGUUUCCAUCUGGUUCGAUUCCAUCGACGUCGGCGUCACCUUUCAAGAAUGUCACUCAUGGCGAAAGUAGAGAAUCGCAGCAAGCCGUAAUUCGAGGCUUAGUCACUGGGUGAGUUGAGGUGAUUGGUGAGAUUUGGUGGAGAUGUGGCAUGCAGGAAGCGAUUUUCUGUAUUCCUUCCUCAAGUUUUAUAGAAUGUAGAGGUUAGCCCCUGAAAAUAAGUGCUUUCUGGAGAGUCGAGACCACUUUUGAAAGGGUGAAUGGAACACUAUUCAUGAACUGGUAGUCUGACCAUCUAGUUUGAGUGGUCCAAAAGAUUUAACUGCCUUACCAGACUGUUUGUUGAUUAGUCAACAAUAUCAAGUUCUAAUGAUGGAUGAUCAACGAAAUCAAAAUCAAUUCAAGCAAGACCGGUUGAGGACAAGGUGGACUGCAUCUCUGGAUAAGAUAUUUGCGGACUUGGUGGUUGAGCAGGUUCAACAGGGGAAAAGGCCAAACAAUGUUUUUGACAAGAAAACGUGGAAGUUUAUACGCGAAGAGUUUAACAAGCAAACAGGUCUGAACUUCGAUAAGAAACAAUUGAGGAAACACCUCACUGUUCUGAGGACUCGAUACUAUAAUAUGAAGUCGGUUUUUGAUCAAAGUGGCAUUGGUUUCAAUGAAUCUCAGCGCUUAUUAACAUCUGAACCAUGGGAAGAUUACUUCGAGGCACCUUCCAAGCCUGAGUCAAUCAAAAUCAAGGAGUGCCCCAUUUAUGAACAGCUAUGCACAAUAUUCUCUGAAUCAGGGGCUGAUGGAAUGUAUGCACAAUCAAGUCACUAUGCUGAGUUGGACAGGGAAACACUUAUAUCUGAUCCUGCUGGCUCAACUUCAUGUCCUAAAGCUACUAUUAUGCCUGUUGAUCCGUCGCUAUCAUUAAUAUUGGGGCAAGAUGAUUCUUCAUCACCCUCGGGUGUGGAAUUGAACACAACUGAUGGUCGAAAGAAGCGUCGAUCCAAGGCACCAUUCAGUACAUCCCAUCGCAGGAAAAGUCAGGAGGCUAUGAAUGAUGCAUUAGCUGAAGCUAUGUUGGAGAUGGCAACUGCUUCAAAGUUAAGGGCAACUGCCAUGUCACCGAGUGAGGACCAAUUUUCGAUAACCAACUGCAUUAGAGUUUUGGAUGAAAUGUCGGGGAUUGAUCACAACCUUUAUUUUGCUGCUCUGGAUCUUUUUGAGAAACCCAACCCGAGAGAGACUUUCUUAUCUCUCAAAAGUGAGAAAAGGUUGACAUGGUUGCAGGGCAAGUGUGUUGUUCCAUCUGUUUCCAUGGUUUAAGAUAUUGGACCAUUUCUAUGGCAUUAUGUGUAUCAUGACCUGUACAGUUACAUUUGGCUCUAGUGAAUUAUCUUUUCGAGUUUUGUUUGAA